Messenger RNA from Abrus precatorius (Indian licorice), 2998 nucleotides. RefSeq names its product monosaccharide-sensing protein 2. The record is from RefSeq and is a predicted model, not a curated record. The coding region runs from base 639 to 2843 and encodes 734 amino acids. The transcript is spliced from 6 exons. Gene Ontology annotation, cellular component: membrane. Gene Ontology annotation, molecular function: myo-inositol:proton symporter activity. NCBI's taxonomy places the organism in Eukaryota, Viridiplantae, Streptophyta, Magnoliopsida, Fabales, Fabaceae. Gene Ontology annotation, biological process: transmembrane transport.
AUGAUUGAAGAGAGAAUUGGGUGAUGAGUUCACGGAUGAGGGGUGUUUUGUGUUGUGUUUCACACUUUAGAGUAUGGUAUCACCUGUUUUCAUAAUUUGGGUGACCUGGCCCUCGCUGGAACCCCUUUUUGUCCUCACACACUCUCCAGAUUCCAUCUUCCAAUGCCCCAAUCCACUUCACCCUCCCUCUAUCAUUAGAUUCACCCGUUCUUUUUUUUAUUUUUAAAGAUAAAACUCUGGUUACUUCUUUUAUUAUCAUCAUCAUCAUUUUUAAAUAUUAAGAUUAAAGAGACAGCAGGUAGAAUACAACAAGAAAGUAGUGACUCGUUGAUUAGUAGUAAAACAAAAGGAAAUAAUAGAUUACGCUCCUGACGUGAUUCUCUGCCCUCUCUUUCUGGGAAGAGGAGUUGUUCCAUUCCAAACGCGCCCUUUUUCUCUCUUUUACUCUUUUGUGAGUGAGUGAGUGAGUGAGAACCAAUAGAGAUCUAAAUUUUCGGGUAUUAAUUUCUUCUGCGUUUGGCCGACUGAAUUGAAUUAUAGAUACUCCAUCAACCUCAACCUCUCAAUCUCAACCACCAGUGGAGUACGGUUCCGUCCCCUUGCGAACGCAGCUUCAUUUUACAAAUACAAACAAAAUAAUGAAAGGUGCCGUUCUCGUUGCUAUUGCCGCUUCAAUCGGUAAUUUUCUGCAGGGUUGGGAUAAUGCUACUAUUGCCGGAGCUAUUCUUUACAUUAAGAAGGACCUUGCAUUGGAAACAAGUAUGGAGGGACUUGUGGUGGCCAUGUCCCUCAUUGGAGCAACGGUAAUCACUACAUGUUCUGGUCCUAUAUCGGAUUGGCUAGGUCGGCGACCCAUGUUGAUAAUAUCGUCCAUGCUUUAUUUCUUGGGUGGUUUGGUCAUGUUAUGGUCUCCUAAUGUGUAUGUGUUAUGCAUAGCAAGGUUACUUGAUGGAUUUGGGAUUGGGCUUGCUGUUACUCUUGUUCCAGUUUAUAUAUCUGAGACAGCACCAUCUGAAAUUAGGGGAUCGUUGAAUACGCUUCCUCAGUUCACUGGUUCUGGAGGCAUGUGUUUAGCGUACUGUAUGAUUUUUGGUAUGUCAUUGAGUGUCUCGCCUAGCUGGAGACUCAUGCUUGGGGUUCUGUCCAUUCCCUCUCUCAUCUAUUUUGCAUUAACCGUAUUUUUCUUGCCCGAGUCUCCUCGCUGGCUGGUGAGUAAGGGAAAGAUGCUAGAGGCUAAAAAGGUUCUCCAAAGAUUGCGCGGAAGGGAAGAUGUAUCAGGCGAGAUGGCAUUGUUGGUUGAAGGUCUCGGUAUUGGAGGUGAUACAUCUAUAGAAGAGUAUAUAAUAGGCCCUGCUGACGAGGUGGCAGAUGGUCGGGAACAAACAACAGAGAAGGACAAAAUUCGAUUAUAUGGAUCCCAAGCAGGCCUCUCUUGGUUGGCAAAACCUGUCACUGGACAGAGUUCGCUGGGCCUAGCGUCACGCCAUGGAAGCAUCAUCAACCAAAGCAUGCCCCUCAUGGAUCCUCUCGUGACCCUGUUUGGUAGCGUUCACGAGAAGCUCCCCGAGACAGGAAGCAUGCGAAGCACCCUGUUUCCAAAUUUUGGAAGCAUGUUCAGCACAGCUGAGCCUAACGUUAAAAAUGAACAGUGGGAUGAAGAGAGCCUUCAAAGAGAGGGUGAGGACUACAUGUCAGACGCUGCUGGUGGGGACUCGGAUGAUAAUUUGCAGAGUCCUUUAAUCUCACGUCAAACAACAAGCCUUGAAAAAGACAUGCCUCCUCCUCCUUCUCAUGGCAGUAUCCUGAGCAGCAUGAGGCGUCACAGUAGUCUCAUGCAAGGGUCAGCUGAGCAAGUUGGUAGUACUGGCAUUGGUGGCGGCUGGCAGCUGGCAUGGAAAUGGUCUGAUAAAGGUGAGGAUGGAAAAAAGCAAGGAGGGUUUAAGAGGAUUUAUUUGCAUGAGGAGGGAGUUACUGGAUCUCGGCGUGGAUCCGUCGUAUCAAUUCCUGGUGAAGGUGACUUUGUUCAGGCUGCUGCCUUGGUCAGUGAACCUGCGCUUUACUCCAAGGAGCUUAUUGAUGGACGACCAGUUGGGCCUGCAAUGGUUCACCCAUCUGAGACAGCUUCAACGGUGCCAAGUUGGAAAGCUCUUCUUGAACCUGGGGUUAAGCAUGCUUUGUUUGUUGGAAUUGGAAUACAAAUACUUCAGCAGUUUUCAGGGAUAAAUGGAGUUCUAUAUUACACGCCUCAAAUCCUUGAAGAGGCCGGUGUUGAAGUUCUUCUUGCAGAUAUAGGCAUUGGCUCAACAUCUGCAUCAUUCCUUAUCAGUGCUUUUACAACCUUCUUGAUGCUUCCCUGUAUAGGCUUAGCCAUGAGGCUUAUGGAUGUCUCAGGCAGAAGGCAGUUAUUACUUACUACAAUUCCCGUGCUGAUAGUGUCACUCGUUAUUUUGGUCAUCGGAAGCCUUGUAAAUUUUGGCAAUAUUGCCCAUGCAGCAGUCUCAACUAUAUGCGUUGUGGUUUAUUUCUGCUGCUUCGUCAUGGCUUAUGGACCAGUUCCAAACAUCCUUUGCUCAGAGAUUUUUCCCACUAGAGUGCGUGGCCUCUGCAUUGCUAUCUGUGCGUUAGCUUUCUGGAUUGGAGACAUCAUUGUCACAUACUCCCUGCCUGUGCUGCUCAGCUCUUUAGGACUCGGUGGUGUCUUCGGCAUAUAUGCCAUCGUUUGUAUCAUCUCCUGGAUAUUUGUGUUCUUGAAGGUUCCUGAAACAAAAGGUAUGCCCCUUGAAGUUAUCACUGAAUUCUUUUCUGUUGGUUCAAGGCAAGCUGCUUCUGCCAAGAAUGAGUGAUAGACUUCCUUUUAUACUCUGUAAUUUUAGUUGCUAAAGCCACCAUCUCCCGUCUUCAUAGAUUUUACUUGUCAUAAGUUUAUUUGGAGAAGGAUGUGUUCAAACAUGUUGAUGUACUAUUCUUUCAUAAAUAUAAAAUUUUGCAUUUUAGAGUG